GAGAGAGAGAGAGAGAGGGCAGGCGAGGUAGAAUCUACAGUGGUUUUUUGCAGCAAGGAAAGUCUUUGACAGUUUCGAGUUUUUGCUUCAACAGUCAUCAUGGUGACCACUGAGACCCACCAGAGCCAAGAUCUGCUGGUCCCCCCCAAGAACCAGGAUCUACAGGACCAGCAGGACCAGCAGAACCAGCUAGAGGAGGACCAGGCCUCCCCCAUGUCUCCCCUGGCAGGAUUCGACCCAGAGAAGAUGAAUCAGGGUCCCGUCAACGCCAUCACGGUCCUUACUCUGCUGGACAAACUGGUCAACAUGCUGGAUGCCGUGCAGGAAAACCAGCACAAGAUGGAGGUGCACCAGGUGGAGAUGGAGGGCGUGGUCAGAGGGAUCCAGGCUGAUAUGACCAAACUGUCCAAGAGUCACAGUCACACCUCAAACACCGUCAGUAAACUGCUGGACAAGAGCCGCAAACUGUCCGUCACCAUGAAGGAGGUUCGUGAUAAAAUGGAGCGUCAGGGUGUCCAGGUGAAGAAGCUGGAAGCAAACCAUGCCCACCUGAUCAGCAGAAACAACUUCAAAGUCCUCAUCUUCCAGGAGGAGAACGAGAUCCCCUCUAGUGUUUUUGUGAAGGAUCCUCCACCAUUCCCUCGUGAUGAGAUUGUGGAAGAAGCUGAGGAAACAGCACCGGGCAUUGUUGAUGGCAACCGGUCCCAGGAGAGUGGGCUCCAUACCAUCGACCUAUCAUCUGAUGAGGACGUCGGUUUGGAGGCAGAGCUGGAGGAAGAGGAGACAUGGCCUCAUGAUCUGGAGAACAUGGAGAAGUCCAGAGCGGAGAAACUGAAGCGAUCUAGUCUGAAGAAGGUUGACAGUAUAAAGAAGGCGUUCUCCCGGCAGAACAUCGAGAAGAAGAUGACUAAGAUUGGAACAAAGAUUGUGUCUGCGGAACAACGAGAGAAGAUCAAACAGAAAACCUCAAGCCUGAAGGUUUCACCUUUGACCUUCAGCAUCCGGAAGCCUCGCAGCAGCUCGGACUCUCAGCCUGCUGAUGUCUCCGCUCAGACCGGGGAGUCAGUCAUCACUGAGGCUGAAAUCCAGGUGUCCCCACUGAGCGACACCGACCAGGAGGUCCCCUUCACUGAGGUCCAUGCCCAGCUGGCCCCAGCUGAGCAGGAGGAGAAAGAGGAGGAGGUGAAACAGGAGGUGAUAGAGGAGGUGAAGGAGGAGAUGAAGGAGGGUGAGGAGGUGUCAGUUUUAGGGGAGGCGGAUUUGUCGGUGGUUUCAGAGGGAGUCAGUCAGGAGUACGCUCUGUCAUCCACUCUGCCUCAGGAGGAGAAAGGAGAGGAGAGAAUAGCAGAGGUGGAGAAGGAGGAGGAAUCCUAAACACUUGUCAAUAUUCAAUUAAACCCAGAUUAAUUAUCCUCUAAUCUGAGUUCUGAUCACUCCAGAUCUGAACAGAUUCAUUUUCUGUUAAAUCCUCGUCUUUUAUUUCUCUGAGAAUUAGUUGUUCAGACUGAUAUGAGGCUACAGCCAGCAGCUGUUAGCUUAGCAUAAAGACUGGGAACAGGAGGACUAACUCAGAGCGGAAAACAAAAGAGGAUUUACCUGAAUGUGGAAUUGUUCCUUUGAAGUUCAGAGCUCAGAUUUGUUUUGUGGUUGAUAUAUAUUUCUCUUUUAUUGAUAAACCUCCAGACACACACAGGGUUCGGAUAUCUGAUCAUGUGUGCUGACAUCAUCACAUGUAAACCUGAAAACUACAUUCUCCAACAUUUUAUCUUUACAGGAACUGAGGUCAAUAACAGGCAGUUUCCUGUUCUGUUACAGUGUUUACACGAAAGUAUUUUAUGACGUUGGAGAAUUUUAUUGUUUAAUUCUCCUACUGAUCUGAAAACCUAAGAAUAAAUAAACACUUUAAAGUUGGAGAUACAUGGUUUUGACAGGACAGUGACUAUUUUCAUGUUUAACAUUCAGUUUCCUUUCUAUUUUUAUUCUUGUUUUCUGAAACAACAGCUGAUUGAUAUAAAUGUGAUAACUAAUAAUCAGCUGAUCAAUCACAAAAAUAAAACAUUAAAACAUUUGAAUGAGUGGAACCCAACUGAAGCAGACUGUCAAUCAUCCUGAUGAUGGCCUAAAAAGCAGAAACUCAGGGAUCAUGGAGGAAAACAUGGUGCUAAACAGAACCCUGCUACCAAGGUUCCUCUUGGAUUUCCCCAAGGUGGUCCCACAAAAGCUCUUUGGUACACCCAACAUUUUAGGUUCCUCCAAGUUUCCUCUAACAUUCCUCUAUGGUUGCAAAAAGGUUCCCCUAAAGUUUCUUUUAAGUAAGAUUGCCCAAAGGUUCACUUUAAGUUUCUUUAAGGUCCAGCUGAGGUUCCACUAAUGUUCCCCUAAUAUUCACCUCAAAGUCUCCAAAGUUCUGAAGUUUUCCCUAAAGUUCUACUGAGGUUCCACUAAGGAUCUUCCAACAUUCCUCCUAAAGUUCCCCUAAAGCUGCGUUUCCACCACAGGAACUUUCCCCAGGAACCAGGAACCUUUCGAGGAACUAUGCGCGUUUUGACCGCAAGAACCAGGGUCUAAAUUUUGUUCCGGGUUAAUUGAUCGAACCCCCAAAAAGUACCUGGUCAGGGGGUAGUACUUUCCAAAGGUUCAGGAACUUUGGGGGUGUGGUCUGCAGUGCUGAACAUUUCUGACUGGUUGAGUACUCGUUGCAUUUUAUUUCAUUCGCAAUAUUUAGAAGUCCGCAGGGAGCAAGCGAGUGAGCAGACACAUUUUCCACACUAUGAAACAGGU
Molecule: messenger RNA, 2781 nt
Organism: Seriola dumerili (greater amberjack)
Lineage: Eukaryota; Metazoa; Chordata; Actinopteri; Carangiformes; Carangidae
Gene: cavin2b
Product: caveolae-associated protein 2-like
Exons: 6
Coding region: 100-1374 (424 amino acids)
Cellular component (GO): caveola; cytoplasm
Molecular function (GO): protein kinase C binding
Source: RefSeq, a predicted model, not a curated record